This is a messenger RNA of Alnus glutinosa, 1198 nucleotides long. RefSeq lists its product as uncharacterized. Gene Ontology annotation, cellular component: plasma membrane. The record is from RefSeq and is a predicted model, not a curated record. The coding region runs from base 209 to 1045 and encodes 278 amino acids. Lineage: Eukaryota; Viridiplantae; Streptophyta; Magnoliopsida; Fagales; Betulaceae. The transcript has 3 exons. Gene Ontology annotation, biological process: regulation of membrane lipid distribution; phospholipid homeostasis; membrane assembly.
UGUCCCUGCGGAGUCUACAAGAGCUGGGUCGGCAUCCAAUAUUCGGUGCGGGACGGGUCUCGUAGACAACCCACUACAUGUUUGCGGGUACUGGAAGCAGUCCAUUUCGGUCGGUGACGAACUGAAUAUUUGAAUCCCCAAGAAAAUCAGUGACCGGCUGCCUUUGCACUACAGCGUGGUCGGAGAGAGCGAGAGAUAAGAGUGAGUGAUGGCUCGAACAGUGCAAAAUGAGAACAAGGCUGGGACCUUCUUCUUGGCUACCCUGGUGCUUUGGUUCGUGUCGGUUUGCUUCGAAAUAGUUUUCAACAACCGCAAGGAGCUGCUGUGUGUCAUCGCUGGCUGUUGCUUUUUCCAAACGGCCAACUGGGUCAUCCGCUUUUGCCUCUCUCGGGACCCUCUCUUCGUCAACACCUCCGUCUCUCUCCUCCACUCCUCCAUCACCUCCGUCUCUGUGAUAUUCAUUUUGGUUAAUCAGUGGUUAAAAGUUGGACCAAAUGGAAUGUUUGAGCACUCACAGCUGUUUGGGGGUACUUGGCCAUGGGCAUAUCCUGCUUUGUGUUUCUCAUGUGGUUACUUUGCAUAUGAUCAGUUGGAUAUGCUGCAUUACCGGUUAUACAGUGGUUGGAUCCCUGCCAUCUUAGUCCAUCAUCUAAUACUCCUAAUUUGCUUUACUCUUGCUUUAUAUCGAAAUGUCACCAUCAACUACCUUAUUCUCACUCUCGUUUGUGAGCUGCAUUCUAUAUUUCUUCAUGUGAGGAAAGUAAGACGAAUGGCUGGGAUUCGUGAUGCCAAGAGAAAAAUUGUAAAGAUAGAAUGGGUGCUUAAUUGGGUCACUUUCAUUUUAGCAAGGGUUGUAUCCCAUGUUCUAAUCACCGCCAAGCUCAUCAGAGAUGCUCAUAAGUUCGGACAGGGCGUCGAGCUGCCGCUCGCCUUAUUUGGGAUGGCCGGAAUGAACUUGCUUAAUAUUUUUCUUGGCAUUGAUCUUUUCAAUGCUUUUAGGAGAGAAAAUGGUCGUCGCCAUCAUGAAUCACAGAAGGAAGGGUAAAAAGGGUUAUACUGUAUCUUAUCUUCUAUCAUUUGUUAUAUUCAUUUUGCAUAGGAAGUUGUCAGCAAAGAAUGAAAUUCAUUGAGAAAGAAAUUAGCGAUGUAUAUUUUCUUAGAGAGAUGAGAAAAAAUAAAUAAAUCUUUGAAAUCAGAA